AUGACGAGUAGCAACGGUAAUACAAAUGGGCAAGUUAAGCGUAAGCUUAAUUUUGGAGCAGGACCAGCUCAACUACCACUUGAAGUAUUAGAAAGUGUUCAAGCCGAAUUUUUAGAUUUUAAUGGAUCUGGAGCUAAUGUUAUGGAACUUAGUCAUCGAUCAACAACUUUUGCGAAAGUUAUUGAAGAUGCUGAACGAGAUAUUCGUGAUAUUUUAUCAAUACCGGAUUCUUAUGCAGUUCUUUUUUUACAAGGUGGUGCUACAGCUCAAUUCAGUGCUAUACCAUUACAUUUUCUCAAUUUAAAACCAUCGCAAACAGCUGAUUAUCUUGUUACAGGUUAUUGGUCAGAAAAAGCAGCGAACGAAGCUGAAAAAUUCGGUAAAGUCAAUUGGGUUGUACCUAAAAGAAGCAAAUAUCAAGAUGUACCAGAUGAAAAUACAUGGAAAUUAACAAAAGAUCCUUCUUAUUUUUAUUAUUGUGCUAAUGAAACAAUUCAUGGUAUUGAAUUAGAUGAUAUUCCAGCUAUUGUACCAAAAGAUGUUCCAAUUGUUUGUGAUAUGUCAUCUAAUUUUCUAACACGACCUUUUGAUGUUACGAAAUAUGCUGUUAUCUUUGCUAGUGCUCAGAAAAACUUUGGUAUAAGUGGUCUUACUCUUGUUAUUCUACGAAAAGAUUUAGUUGAAAAAAAUGUCAAUAAAUCAAUACCAAUUAUUUUAGAUUAUAAAAUACAUAUUGAUAAUGGAUCAAUGUAUAAUACACCACCGACAUUUUCAAUUUAUAUUACGAAUAAAAUGUUCGAUUGGAUUAAACGACAAGGUGGUUUAAAAGCUAUGAAUGACCUAUCAAAUAAAAAAUCAUCAGCUGUUUACGAUGCACUUGAGCAAUCCAAUGGUUUUUAUGUUAGUUUUAUUAAUAAAAAAGAUCGUAGUCGUACUAAUAUUCCAUUACGUAUUGUUACUAAUGGCACACCAAAUGAAAAACUUGAAACAUUAUUUCUUAAAGAAGCAGUUCAAUCAGAUAUGAUUGAAUUAAAAGGUCAUCGUGCUGUUGGUGGUAUUCGUAUAAGUCUAUAUAAUGGUAUUACAUUAGAAGAAACCAAUAAAUUACUAAACUUUAUGCGUACAUUUCAAACAAAUAAUAGUUAA
Molecule: messenger RNA, 1146 nt
Organism: Rotaria sp. Silwood2
Lineage: Eukaryota; Metazoa; Rotifera; Eurotatoria; Philodinida; Philodinidae
Source: the annotation of a GenBank genome assembly